This is a messenger RNA of Saimiri boliviensis boliviensis (Bolivian squirrel monkey), 741 nucleotides long. It is a transcript of the gene COA3, whose product is annotated as cytochrome c oxidase assembly factor 3. Gene Ontology annotation, cellular component: mitochondrial inner membrane. Gene Ontology annotation, biological process: mitochondrial respiratory chain complex IV assembly. Lineage: Eukaryota; Metazoa; Chordata; Mammalia; Primates; Cebidae. The record is from RefSeq and is a predicted model, not a curated record.
GCCCCACGCGGCUGGACCGCAAAGGGAGGAGCGGCAACAUGGCGGCGUCGGGCGGUGGUGACCCUCUGGAUGCUAAGCCUGGAGAGGCCCAGUUCGCUCAGCGUAUCGACCCGACUCGGGAUAAGCUGACACCUGAGCAACUUCAUUUCAUGCGGCAGGUGCAGCUUGCCCAGUGGCAGAAGGCCCUACCACAGCGGCGGACCCGGAACAUCGUGACCGGCCUAGGCUUCGGGGCCCUGGCGUUAGCUAUUUAUGGUUACACCUUCUACUCGGUUUCUCAGGAGCGUUUCCUAGAUGAGCUAGAAGAAGAGGCCAAAGCUGCUCGAGCCCGAGCUCUGGCAAGGGCGUCAGGAUCCUAAUAUGGAUGCAUAUUGGACAUCUCCAACCUGCUGGAACCCUUUCACGUGGUGAAUGAUGCCCCAUGACCCUUACUAACCUUGGACCAUGCUUGAGCUCAAGAAACCAGGGAGUUAUGCAUUUGGCCACUGUCAAAAGAACAGAACUUUGCCUGCAGCACAUUUGCUGUGUACGGUGACUGAGCCCUUUCUUGUAGUUUGUUUCCUUGAGAAGUGUGCGUUUGACCUUGGCUUUUCCCAGAGUUUCUUUAUGGUUUACCCCCUUCACCUUCCAGGGACACAACUGUUAAUGGGGUUGGGCGUGGCAGCUCUGUGCAGUGUUGGAGCCUACAGUGGGAUAGAUAGGGUCAAGUUGAGAAUAAUAAACUGAAUCAUCUCUCCUGGA